AUGGCGACAUCCACAGUUGAUGGGGGAGGGCCCGUUGGCAUUAAGAAGGUACUACUUGAAGCUCUCGAUGCUAUCAAGUCAUCAGGGACUUUUGCUUCGCAAGGCAAACUCCCACAUGUUGAUCCACAGAUCAAGGUGCAAGAUGUUGGUGCGAUUUCUCUGCCAUUGCAGGAAUCACAGGUGCGCCAAAUGAUGAAGCAAGCCCAUCAGGCACCAUAUGGCAAGGGCAGUGAGACCCUCGUCGACACCGCAGUACGAAACACCAUGGAGCUCAAUCCCGAUCAGUUUGAAUUGGGAAAUCCGGACUGGGAUAGUUACGUCAAGCAAGCCUGCGCAUGUGUCGCUCAGGAUUUGGGUGUCGAUUCGCCUGUUUCAGCGGAGCUUUACAAGAUGUUGAUCUACGAGAAGGGUGCAAUGUUCAAACCCCAUACUGAAGCUGACUUUGCCCUCAACAGCACCGAGAAAGCCCCUGGCAUGUUUGCGACUCUCGUGAUCGGCUUGCCGUCACCCUUUGAAGGAGGCGAGGUAGCUGUCAAGCACCAAGGCAAAAGGUUGAUCCUGACGACGCUGCAACACGGGUUCUCGUAUGUCAGUUGGUACUCAGAUGUUGUCCACGAGGUUCUCCCUGUCAAAUCUGGAUAUCGAUGGGUCCUCACGUACAACCUUUGCAUCGAUCCUUCGCGGCCAUGCCCAACAGCUUGUCUUCAUACGGACGAGGCGCGUCACCUUCACAGAAUCCUCAAGGCGUGGCUUAACCAGAACACCCGGGAGGAGCGAGAAUUGAGCCACGCCUACUACAGGCUUGAUCACGAGUACACACAAGCCAGCAUCUCACUCAAUGCUCUUAAGGGCCGAGACCUGGCCUCUGUACAUCUUCUCAAGGAGAUUUCAAACGACCUCAACUUGGAGAUCUUUCUGGCCGUGAUAGCAAAGGGACAAAUGGGACCAUGUAGGUAUGACGACCGCUACAGCAGAAACUCCUACAGGCCUUACAACUCUUACUAUGACAACAUCUACUCCGACAACUACGAUGUAGGCCACCAUGGCAGAUCUGGGGCUAUCCAUGAUCUGGAGGAGAUUAUUAACACCUCAUACGAGACCGACACGCUGGUUGGCCUUGAUGGUUGUGAAGUAAUGAAAAGUAUGGCACUGAAGAAGGACAACGUUCUUCAAAAGGAGUGUUUCGACGUUGAUCCAGAGGAAGACUACAUGGGCUUUCAGGGAAACUUUGGCCCAGAAGCAACCCACUGGUAUCGCGUGGCGGCCGUGGUCAUAGUGCCCAGAGAUUCGAUUGCACAUUUUCUCAAGCUUUCUCCGGAGAGAACUGGGCUUUACACAUACAGCGAAUGCCAAGGAAACAAGACAUCUAUCAUUGGCUACCUUGCAAAGUCUCUUCUACACACACCUGACGACCAAUUUUUGAUCAAGACUUUGAGGGACCUCUGUCAGGAAGUCUGGACCGUGAGUGAGAGCAGAGUUGUUCUUCCCCAGGCCAUCAUUACCAAGGUCGUUCAAGCCGCUAUCAUCUUGAAGGAUCAAGAGUUCGUCAAAGAUGCCGCGGAUCGCCACGAGGGAAAUUUGUCUCUUGAUUUCUUCACAUGGGCUCAAGAGCAAAUUGCCGCUGGUCUCAUCACUUUUGAUACCAUCAAGGACAGUGUGCUGCGUGCCAUCCUGACGUUCCCUGUGCUUUGGAAACGACAGGUUGCGGUCAACAAUUUUGUCCCUCCCAAUGAAUCCAUGUCCGACGACGUCCGGUCGUUGGUCCAGAGAGUGCAUAACAAAAUAUUGGAAAUGAUCCCGCAGCAGGACCUGGGUCGCCAGGAUGGACACGCCGUGGUCGACAUGAUUCCAGGAUAUCAUGACUUCUCCUACCUUUCGAGUCGGUAUGUUGUUCAGCGUCACAUUUCCUUCAUCACGGUGCUUACUUCUUCUAGUGUCGCUCCUUUGGUUGAAACUAGGCUCCCAGAUACCUCUUUCAUUUUUGCUUUCUUGUCCCGACUAGAUCAACGCACGACCGAGGGCGCCUUCCCCACCGAGGAUGGUACAGACUUGUAUAAACAAGUUGCCAAACUCUUCGUUGAUAAAAUUGACGUCCGCACUCUUACUAGCGAUAGCGAUGAACUAUCUGCAAAGGCAGCGCGCCUUGCGUACUCGCCCGAGGAGCCUCAACCUGCAUCGCUCCCCAAAUCCUCCGUGGUGACCCACGAAAUUCUGGCAAAGUUCUUCUCAACUCUCAUCCGCAUUACCUCUGAUAGCGAUUCAAUCGUUGGUGUUCUCUCCCGCAGGAUCUGUUCCCAUGCUCCUGCUAUCGAGGCGUCCGCAUUCCAUUCGCUCUGGCUCCCAUUCCUACACGCUUUGGUCAGAGUCUGCGAAGCAAAUUCGAUACCGACAUCUACGCCAGAUUACCAACAGAUCUUCGCUGCCAUCCUGAAAGCCUACAUCAACAACUACGUCGGUGAAAGGCCUUCCCACGACGGUAACUAUGUUCGACCCACCGUGGGACAUUGUUGCGCCGAUUGCAUCUCGCUCAACAGAUUCCUGAGUGACCCGACCCGGACAGUUGGCAGGUUCUCCGUCAACCAGAAACGCAGACAACAUUUGCAUCGCAGACUCGACGCUGCUGGGAUAGACUGUACGCAUGAAACCGAGCGAAGCGGAUCGCCGCAAACAUUUGUCGUGACCAAGUCUUUCCGUCGUCAUGAACGGGAUUUUGCAGCAUGGAGAAAAAGAAAGGCGGAAGCGGGAGUCAAGCUCCUUGACUUCAACAAGACAGAUUUGAUUGCUUGGUUCGGAGAGGAAUACGAGGGACUUAUGGGUAUGGUUGGUCGGAGACCCUCUUCUGGUCGACGUCCACCAAGAACGUUGCUGCUACCAUCCCAGAGUCCCGCGCCGGUUUUGCCGAACCAACAAACACGGCCGAGGAAGAGAAAGGCGGCAGAUAAUUGA
Messenger RNA from Penicillium mononematosum, 2946 nucleotides. RefSeq names its product 2OG-Fe(II) oxygenase. The record is from RefSeq and is a predicted model, not a curated record. NCBI's taxonomy places the organism in Eukaryota, Fungi, Ascomycota, Eurotiomycetes, Eurotiales, Aspergillaceae. The transcript is spliced from 5 exons. Bases 1 to 2946 code for a protein of 981 amino acids.